UUAGAAACCCUACUAAACACAAAAUUGGAAACUACAGAUCUCAAGUGGGUGACGUUCCCGCAGGUGGACGGCCAGUGGGAGGAGGUGAGCGGACUGGACGAGGAGCAGCACAGCGUGCGCACCUAUGAGGUGUGCGACCUGCAGCGCUCGCCCGGUGUGGCGCACUGGCUGCGCACAGGCUGGGUCCCUCGCCGUGGUGCCGUGCACGUCUACGCCACGCUGCGUUUCACCAUGCUCGAGUGCCUGUCUCUGCCCCGGGCUGGCCGUGCCUGCAAGGAGACCUUCACUGUCUUCUACUACGAGAGCGACGCCAACACGGCCACGGCGCUCACACCAGCCUGGAUGGAAAACCCUUACAUCAAGGUGGACACGGUGGCUGCGGAGCAUCUGACCCGGAAGCGUCCCGGGGCCGAGGCGACAGGGAAGGUCAAUGUGAAGACGCUGCGUCUGGGCCCGCUCAGCAAGGCUGGCUUCUACCUGGCCUUCCAGGACCAAGGCGCCUGCAUGGCCCUGCUGUCCCUGCAUCUGUUCUACAAGAAGUGCGCCCAGCUGACCGUGAACCUGACCCGCUUUCCAGAGACUGUGCCCCGCGAGCUCGUGGUGCCUGUGGCUGGCAGCUGCGUGGCUGAUGCAGUUCCUGUGGGUCCCAGCCCCAGCCUGUACUGCCGAGAAGAUGGCCAGUGGGCGGAGCAGCCUGUCACUGGCUGCACCUGUGCCGCGGGCUAUGAGGCCUCGGAGGGGAACACGAAGUGUCGAGCCUGUGGCCAGGGGACCUUCAAGCCCCAGUCAGGGGAGGGGUCCUGCCAGCCCUGCCCGGCUAACAGCCACACCAACACCAUCGGAUCCUCGGUCUGCCAGUGUCGCAUCGGGUACUACCGUGCCCGCACAGACCUCCGGAGUGCAGCCUGCACCACACCACCCUCCGCCCCGCGCAGCGUUGUGCACCACCUGAACGGCUCUUUGCUGCAACUGGAGUGGAGCGCGCCGCUCGAGUCGGGUGGCCGGGAUGACCUGACCUACGCGCUCCGCUGCAGGGAGUGUCGCCCAGGGGGUGCCUGCACACCCUGCGGGGGCGACCUAACCUUCGACCCCGGGCCCCGAGACCUGGUGGAGCCUUGGGUGGCAGUUCGAGGGCUGCGUCCCGACUUCACUUACACCUUUGAGGUCACCGCCUUGAAUGGUGUGUCUUCCAUGGCCACAGGGCCUGUGCCGUUUGAACCUGUCAAUGUCACCACCGACCGAGAGGUGCCCCCUGCAGUGUCUGACAUCCGGGUGACCCGGUCAUCGCCCAGCAGCUUGACUCUGGCCUGGGCUGUUCCCCGAGCAUCCAGCGGGGCUGUGCUGGACUACGAGGUCAAGUAUCACGAGAAGGGCGCGGAGGGCCCAAGCAACAUCCGGUUCCUGAAGACGUCAGAAAACCGGGCGGAGCUGCAGGGGCUGAAGCGCGGAGCCAGCUACCUGGUUCAGGUGCGGGCGCGCUCCGAGGCCGGCUACGGGCCCUUCGGCCAGGAGCACCACAGCCAGACCCAGUUGGACGAGAGCGACAGCUGGCGGGAGCAGCUGGCCCUGAUUGCCGGCACAGCAGUUGUGGGUGUGGUGCUGGUCCUGGUGGUCAUUGUCAUUGCUGUCCUCUGCCUCAGGAAACAGAGCAGUGGGAGGGAAGCGGAAUACUCAGACAAGCACGGGCAGUACCUCAUCGGGCACGGUACAAAGGUCUACAUUGACCCCUUCACUUACGAAGACCCCAAUGAGGCCGUGAGAGAAUUUGCCAAAGAGAUUGAUGUGUCCUACGUGAAGAUCGAGGAGGUGAUUGGUGCAGGCGAGUUUGGGGAGGUCUGCCGAGGGCGGCUGAAGGCCCCGGGAAAAAAGGAGACCUGCGUGGCUAUCAAGACCCUGAAGGGUGGCUACACAGAACGGCAGCGGCGUGAGUUCCUGAGUGAGGCCUCCAUCAUGGGCCAGUUUGAACACCCCAACAUCAUCCGCCUGGAGGGAGUGGUCACCAACAGCGUGCCCGUCAUGAUCCUCACUGAGUUCAUGGAGAACGGUGCCCUGGACUCCUUCCUGCGGCUCAAUGACGGGCAGUUCACCGCCAUCCAGCUGGUGGGCAUGUUGCGGGGCAUCGCCUCCGGCAUGCGGUACCUGGCCGAGAUGAGCUAUGUGCACCGAGACCUGGCUGCCCGCAACAUCCUGGUCAACAGCAACCUGGUCUGCAAGGUCUCAGACUUCGGCCUCUCCCGGUUCUUGGAGGAGAAUUCUUCUGACCCCACUUACACAAGCUCUCUGGGUGGAAAGAUUCCCAUCCGAUGGACGGCUCCUGAGGCCAUUGCCUUCCGAAAGUUCACCUCAGCCAGCGAUGCAUGGAGCUAUGGGAUUGUGAUGUGGGAGGUGAUGUCUUUCGGAGAACGGCCAUACUGGGACAUGAGCAAUCAGGAUGUGAUCAACGCUAUUGAACAAGACUACCGCCUGCCCCCGCCCCCAGACUGCCCCACCUCCCUCCAUCAGCUCAUGCUGGAUUGUUGGCAGAAGGACCGGAAUGCCCGGCCCCGCUUCCCCCAGGUGGUCAGCGCCCUCGACAAGAUGAUCCGGAACCCUGCCAGUCUCAAAAUCGUGGCCAGAGAGAACGGCGGGGCCUCACACCCACUCCUGGACCAACGGCAGCCUCACUACUCAGCUUUUGGCUCUGUGGGCGAGUGGCUUCGAGCCAUCAAGAUGGGAAGAUACGAAGAAAGUUUUGCAGCGGCUGGGUUCGGCUCCUUCGAGCUGGUCAGCCAGAUCUCCGCAGAGGACCUACUCCGGAUUGGAGUCACUCUGGCAGGACACCAGAAGAAGAUUUUGGCCAGUGUCCAGCAUAUGAAAUCCCAAGCCAAGCCUGGAAUUCCAGGCGGGACGGGAGGACCAGCCCCGCAGUACUGACCUGCAGGACCCCUUCUCCCCAGAACACGACCUCGCUUUCUUCCGGGGACAGAGUCGGGUGGGGACUCAUAGAGAUCCCCAGCCCUGCGCCCUGCUGGAUAGCACUUUGAACUCGUGGGGGUGGGGAGUUGGCAAUUUGGAGGGAGGCUUUUGUGGGGACUGUGCCACUUGAGAGGGUGGAAAUGGCUUUCUUUCCCCUCCAGGCAGGAAACCCAGAGCCAGAGUGAGGGUACCUUUCCCUCAGGACUGGGUGUGGCCAGAGGAAAUGGAAACACCCUUAAUCUUCUGGCUCCCCAGGUGCUCCUCCUCACCUUGAGGGCAAGUCCCUGCAGACCAAAGAUGGGGUGA
Fukomys damarensis (Damara mole-rat) is the source of this 3261-nucleotide messenger RNA. It is a transcript of the gene Ephb4, whose product is annotated as EPH receptor B4. The record is from RefSeq and is a predicted model, not a curated record. Gene Ontology annotation, cellular component: plasma membrane; neuron projection. Lineage: Eukaryota; Metazoa; Chordata; Mammalia; Rodentia; Bathyergidae. Gene Ontology annotation, molecular function: protein binding; ATP binding; transmembrane-ephrin receptor activity. The annotation marks the transcript as partial. Gene Ontology annotation, biological process: central nervous system projection neuron axonogenesis; cell surface receptor protein tyrosine kinase signaling pathway; protein phosphorylation. The transcript is spliced from 16 exons.